AGUGAAGUGCUGUGAAUACUUUCCGGAUGCACUGUAUAGAGUUAUAUAUACGUAUAAUAUAUAAUAAUAAUAAUAAGUACUUAUGAAUACAUAAACUGGUUACUAUAAAUUCUAUUACAAGUGCAUUUAUAAUUCAUGAAGUUUUUAUAGGUUGUAGUUCCCCAGAUACACUUUCCUUCAUUUUGUGUUCCUUGGGUGAAUGGAGUGCUGCUAAAUUUAGGAGGCACAGCCCUGUCCUGUUUUUUUCUGACUGAAUUAUGGUCUGUUGUGUCUGGAUGCCAUAAAAGUCCAUGUUUCAUCAAAAGAACACAACACACUGUGCCCUCAACGUUCAUGCUGGCAUUUGUACCCUUUCUAAAGCUCAUUGUGCAAUAUUGAAUAUGGAUAUGGGAAUACAGAACCACAUCAAAGACAUAGAUUCAUCCAACUUUAAUUCAACCUUUAAUUACUUAGUUUGCUAACAUACUACUGGUCACAACCCAAUUAUAUAUAAAAUCUAACAGACUAUUGAAUCUGUGACUAUUUUAUUGAAAAUUCAUAAAGCUACAGUGCAUGAAUAGAUUUGAUGUGUAAUAGUUUGCGAUUAUAAUAAUGAGUGUAAGUGGAGGGAAGAAGAAGAGAUAAAGGCUGAUAUUAUGCAUUUUUGUUCACUUGAUGUGAAUUUUAAUGCAGGUCAGGCUGCAUAAUCUCUUGCCAGUUGUUUAAUUCAAAAUUCUAUUCAUCUGCAACACAUAAUUACCAAGCUGAAACUCUCUACUGGAAUAAAAAAAAAAAAAACAUAAUACAAUAAUUUGCUAAAAAAUCUCUAUGAUAACAAAGCCUUAGCACAGUAUGACUGCUGCUGCUGCCUCUUUGCACUGUACUUAAUUCUAUUUCUCUGUUGUGAUGUCAUGCCUGGCUUGUGUGUGUGUGCAUAUGUGUGUCCUUCUGGCUGCUGUAGUCUUUUUGUCAUGCAUAGGCAGGGUUGAAUAUCAAGAUGCAAACAGAUCUCAAAGAAUAGCUCGAGGUCACUCCUUCCCAAAUUCUUGCUCUCUCUAUCCAUCUGCUCUCGUGGGCUUUUUUCUUCUCUCUCAACAUAUAUUACUGAUCAGGAAACUGUGAGAAAUGAACAGUGAGUGAAAGAGAGAGUGGGGGAAAAGAGCGCAAGAUCCAUUGGGGAAAGUGGGAGUAGAGUGUAGAAAAGAGCUGAGCGGAGAGGAUCAGAGUACCCUGACUUUGUAGCGAGAGCUCAGCAGCGCGUGGAGAGUUGAAUCGUGACGUGGUAGAAUGAGGAGUUUCUUCCGAUGUGAUCAGUCUCCAGUACACGCUCAGAAGCGCUCCCUCAUGCACACAUUAUGACAUCUCUUCUAACCAAUACUGCUCUUCUGUAGAGAGCACUGGGUCAUGCCUGCCUACUGGAAAGCAAUUAUAUCUUUCUACUAUCUCUACAACUGCUUCUGUCAGCAUCUGGGCUGACAAGGACGGGAAUUACCUGGAGAAACAAUAUUUAAUUUAAAGAGGGGAAACCCCGUUAGUACCUGCUGUGAGGAGAUUUUAGGACAUCUUGAGCUCCCCCUCAUUGGGUUAAGCCUGCCCAUUGUAUUUUAUCGGCACCAUGCAGGUCUCUUUUGUGUGCACAGACCACCGGGCUGUAAGCCGUAGUACAGAGGAUCGGUUGAAUCGGCAGAACGCCAGUAGCCCCAGCCUGGGCACCAAGAAUAAGUUUCGCACUGUGGCCAUGGUGGCACGCAGCCUGGGCCAGCUCUCUGUGCAAAACCUUCCUUCAUCCAGUGAACACUACGUCCGGAACGGCAUGAAAUAUAGAAACCUUGGAAAGUCUGGCUUACGGGUGUCAUGUCUAGGGCUGGGCACAUGGGUAACCUUUGGAGGUCAAAUCACAGAUGAGAUAGCAGAGCAGUUAAUGACGCUGGCAUAUGAAAAUGGGAUCAACCUGUUUGACACAGCUGAGGUGUAUGCUGCGGGCAAGGCCGAAGUAGUUCUUGGCAGUAUCAUAAAGAAGAAAGGAUGGAGACGCUCCAGUUUGGUUAUUACCACCAAGAUCUACUGGGGUGGAAAAGCAGAAACAGAAAGAGGAUUGUCAAGAAAGCAUAUAAUAGAGGGUCUGAAAGCGUCUUUGGAGAGACUGCAGCUAGAAUAUGUUGAUGUGGUAUUUGCUAAUAGACCGGAUCCCAACACACCGAUGGAAGGAAAUCCAUUUAGCACCUCAAAAACAAGAACAUUCAUCAUAGAAGAGACGGUCCGAGCCAUGACCCAUGUGAUUAACCAAGGAAUGGCCAUGUACUGGGGAACAUCUCGCUGGAGCUCAAUGGAGAUCAUGGAAGCAUACUCGGUGGCACGGCAGUUUAACCUUAUCCCCCCAAUCUGUGAGCAGGCUGAGUACCACAUGUUCCAGAGGGAGAAAGUAGAGGUUCAGCUGCCUGAGCUUUUCCACAAGAUAGGUGUGGGAGCCAUGACAUGGUCCCCUCUGGCUUGUGGGAUAAUCUCAGGGAAGUAUGAUAGCGGCGUGCCCCCGUCCUCACGUGCCUCUCUGAAGGGCUACCAGUGGUUGAAGGACAAGAUCCUGAGUGAGGAAGGCCGGCGUCAGCAGGCAAAGCUGAAAGAGCUGCAGGCCAUCGCAGAGCGGCUCAGCUGCACGUUACCCCAGCUGGCCAUUGCGUGGUGUCUAAGGAACGAGGGAGUGAGCUCUGUGCUGCUAGGUGCAUCCAGCACCGAUCAACUCAUGGAGAACAUAGGAGCCAUCCAGGUUCUAUCAAAGUUGUCAUCCUCAAUCAUUCAUGAGGUGGAUAGUAUUCUAGGAAACAAGCCAUACAGUAAAAAGGACUACAGGUCCUAAAGGGACUCUUUCUCUGCUCACUGUCCUUUUGCUCCUACAUCUGCUUGAGCUUUAACUGAAUGAGACUUUGGCUCAUGGGACCGGACCUGGCACAGUUGCAGUUUGUGCUGGAGAUACCAACUCACACUGAGUCUACUGACUCAACUAAGAAGAAUUAAAUGUCUUCAGAAUUGCAAAGGGAGGAACAAUCAUCGACAAAAUCAGCUGGACCAGCUCGACAAGCAGAACGCUCCUUUAACUCACAGAGGCUCCUCUGAAAUAUGCUUUUUCCCUUUUAGGAAUGUUCUAGUAAACACAUAGGUUUCCAGAGAAAGUCUGUAGGUAUUCUAUAAAUUGCAUGUGAUUCACAGGCCUAGACACAUGCUUUUUGUCCUUUCUCUUGGAAAUAUAACCAUUUAAAAAAUGCUUUUAGAAAAUAGUUAGUAUACUGUAUCAUUUCUAAGAGCAUUGGUUGUGUAUUUCAGCCACUGGUAAAUUUGUAGGGGAAUUAAACAGUGCAUUUGUGAAGGACAGUUAAGUAGAAAUUUCAUGCCUUUCACCUUUUGUUCUUCAGUGUCUCUAAAUGGAGGUGGAGGUUGGAUACUUUUCUCAUACAUAGACUAAAGCUUAACCUUAACAGCUGUAGUGAUGCCACAUCCUUUUUACAUCCAUUAGAGAUUCCUAAACUUUGGAUCAUGUGAGUAGAACAGUUUUUAAAUUAGUCAGAUUGAAAUAAAGAUUUAAGAUUAGCAUAUAACUAUCACAAUUUAUUUCUUAACUAGCUUGACAAGUAGCUCUAGUGGAAACAGCAAAAAUAUUGGACAGUAACUGCAUUCUGUGUAGUUAGGAUGCAAGUGAACAUCUUAAAUAUUACUAUAUGCACAUUUCUCGGAGUUCACUGAGGGAACGCCAAAGAAUUCUUAUUAUGUAUCUAUUCUCCUCUAUUUCACUCUUAUUCUUACAUAUUGGAAGCACAAAUACACCCAAAUAGGGAUGCUUAUUUAGCAGGGACAUACAAUAUAAAAAUACUCUUUUAUUAAUAUUAGGUCUAAUAUACAGAGAAAUAUAAUUAUGUAUAAUUAACCUUUUGUAUUAUUAAUUAAUUCACUGUCUGAUUUGCCUUAAUGUCACGUAUUGGGAAACUCUGGACUCCACUAACAUUGGUGGCAUCCUGACGCCCCAGUUAUCCAUCCUGGCGAUCUGCUGCUUCUGAUUGUAGGUCUUUCGUUCUGUCACAAUUCGAGGUUGAGCCAGAAGCAGGUGCAGAUAAUGCCAUUUAUUGAAGGAAACGUACUAAGAAACGAAUACACUAUGACAACUGGGAAACACACUGUGGCAAGAAACAAACACUAAGACUUAAACAACAUGAAUCUAAGACUACCUGGCAGAAUACUGUGGCAAAACUAAACAUAAACUAACAAGAUCAAGAAACAUGGAUCACAGGGGUCUAAGACAACGAAAGACAAGCUAAUAGUGCAGACAAGGACUAUAUAUACACAUGAGUGCUCAUUAACCAAAACAUGAAUCAGGUGCAGGUGGUCAUGUGACAACUAGAGCAGUGCAGUGGCUGAUGGGAAGUGGAGUCCAGAGUUUCCCGAUACGUGACACUUAAUGCUCAAAAUUUAAAGUAAUUUUAUGUUUUAAAUUUCUCAUUAAAUAUAUCACAUUUCGCAUAUGAAUUUCAAAUAUCAAAUAUUUCACAUAUGAAUAUAUCAAACAUAGAUUUAUAACAAACCUUUCUACUGUGUUUAUGGAUUGGGCUUUUUGGGACUGGUAGUGUUUAUGCUUGUCUUUUCAUUUUGAAAGAUAAGGCUGAAGCACACUUAGAAAAAUGUUUUCAAGAGGUUCUCAUUGAUUUUCUGAUUGAUUUUUACUCCAACAAUAAUGUUUACAUAUUGGAGUUGCUUGUUUUUUUCUGGUUGAAUAUUUCAAGUGUUGUUUGUAUGGCCAGUGGCUCCCUCUGCUGAGCAGUGACGCUCUUUAAUGAAGCCAUAAACCUGCAGCACCACCAAAACCACUCACCAAACAUGCAUGAAAACAGGCCCAUGUACUUGUAUGUGUACAGUCCAAUUAAGUCCCGCACAAUAACAUCUGCUGAUUUAUUAUCACUUAAAUAUGAUACUUUUUGCAUCAUAUACCAUUAUGCGCAUCUUGUAUACAACUGAAAAGUGAAUUAGAGCUCAUUAGAGGCUCACUGUGAAGGAUCAGUUUCUAUUUUAUAUUUGACUGCUAAUAGGUUACAGUGAAGCCCAAAUUAAGUGGCUGAAGGUUAUAACCCCCCCACCCAAAAAAAAAAGAAUGUGCUUGUUUAAGCUUUUUAAGAUCACUUUAGGCAAAGCAAAUAGCGGAACAACAUUGAUUUCACCGUUGCCUCUGCCUGCUACAUAUGCUGAUAACAUUUACUAUAAAACGUUAAUGUCAAAGGCAAUCAUAUGAGCUAAAGUCCUUAUUGUAAUUUGCAUCACAUUGCUAUUCAUCCAAUCUGGACAUCAGUAUUACUGUAAUUGGCAUUAAAGCUCAUGGCAACACCAUAAUGGUCUGUGAAAGAGAAUUUACUGUGUAUUUGCACUUCCACAGUAGGCAAUUAACAUCUGAUUAUUGGCAGUUGGAGCCAUGUGUGUGCAGCAAAAGUCUGAUGAUAGUUAUGAUGCAUGUCAUUAAAAUCUAAAACAGCUUAUUAUUUGCUCAUGGUUUUUCUUAAAGGAUGAUUUUUUUUUUCAGCUCAACUUAAGUGCCAUUGACAUUACAUGCACAAAGUUGUCACUUAUUUUUUGUUUCAUUUUGGAUGAUGGGAUGAUUUGAUUCCGCAGUCUGACCUCUAUGUACUGUACUGGUUUUAACAUGUGAUUUAUUUAGCCUCAGGUACCAUUUCUUACAUUGUGCUUGGCAGAAAAUAUGUACAGCUUAAAACUAAUGAAAAUAAACCAUAUUAAAAAUGCACUG
Messenger RNA from Ictalurus punctatus (channel catfish), 5755 nucleotides. RefSeq names its product potassium voltage-gated channel subfamily A regulatory beta subunit 2b (gene kcnab2b). NCBI's taxonomy places the organism in Eukaryota, Metazoa, Chordata, Actinopteri, Siluriformes, Ictaluridae. Gene Ontology annotation, cellular component: cytoplasm; juxtaparanode region of axon; membrane. The record is from RefSeq and is a predicted model, not a curated record. The transcript is spliced from 15 exons. Gene Ontology annotation, molecular function: transmembrane transporter binding; voltage-gated potassium channel activity; potassium channel regulator activity. Bases 1595 to 2833 code for a protein of 412 amino acids. Gene Ontology annotation, biological process: potassium ion transport; transmembrane transport; regulation of action potential.